Molecule: messenger RNA, 2340 nt
Organism: Malaya genurostris
Lineage: Eukaryota; Metazoa; Arthropoda; Insecta; Diptera; Culicidae
Gene: Mgat4a
Product: alpha-1,3-mannosyl-glycoprotein 4-beta-N-acetylglucosaminyltransferase A
Exons: 8
Coding region: 305-1984 (559 amino acids)
Biological process (GO): protein N-linked glycosylation
Cellular component (GO): Golgi stack; endoplasmic reticulum; endoplasmic reticulum-Golgi intermediate compartment
Molecular function (GO): acetylglucosaminyltransferase activity
Source: RefSeq, a predicted model, not a curated record
UGAAAUAAUUGUCAAACUUUUGUUAUUACCUUGGACUUGCCUACUCGGGUACAUGAAGUAACAUAAUGGUCGUUUUUCCACUCUACCUGUUCCGUGGACGAAUGGUUUUCAUACAAAAUAAUGAUUUCCAGUAAUCUAUGAGUGCAAUUUGAAAACCAUUUGUUUUUCGUAGUAUAGUAGAGCGGAAAAUGAAAUGUGAUAGAAAAAACUGUGGUUGUAUCAUUACCAAAUAGCAUCAAAAUUGCUAUAAAAUAUAAAAAAAGCGAUUGACGGAGAGUUUUUUUUCAGCCGAAGAAACAUCAGCAUGAAAUUUGGAUUACCUUCGUCACCAUUAAGGCGUCGUAGCUAUUUUUUAGCAUUCAUACUUGUAUUGGUACCAUGUACAAUAUUGUUGUUAGUGAUAGGAACAGUUACGUCUUUAGAUUUUACAGCUGAGCAAUCCAUGGCACAACGAGUAGCUGAAUUUCAGACGCGAAUGCAAUAUCUUGAAUCAAUGUAUCGCGCUAAACAGGAGGAUGUAUCCAUUUUAUCGCAAUACUUAGGAUUGUCAAGUCAAAACGGGGAGACAACGAAUGUAUCCAUAAAUUUCAAUCUUUUGGAAGGUUUAAGUGCGGAUUCACGAGCGAUGAUACGUAAUGCUUCUGCUUCCGUAAAAUUACCGGCCAAUUUGAAAUUACCAACCGCGUUUCAUUUUUUACCACACCUUCUUGACGAUCCUUCAUCGCUGAGACCAGCAUUUCUCCAAACUAAAAAUAAACAGGGUGUUUCAAUCGUUCUUGGCAUACCAACUGUCAAACGCGAUAAACAAUCAUAUCUUCUAGAAACUUUAGACAAUCUGAUUGCUAAUAUGGACGAGGACGAACAAAACGAAACAAUGAUCGUAGUAUUUGUUGGAGAACCAGACAUAGAUUACGUAACGCAAGUCUCGAACAGUAUCAGUUCGAGAUUUCCAUCAUUUAUAGAUAGUGGUUUUAUAGAAAUAAUUGCUCCGGCUGCAAGCUACUAUCCCAAUAUGACACAACUUAGACAGACGUUGAACGACUCUGUAGAACGAGUUCGAUGGCGCUCGAAGCAAAACUUGGACUUUGCUUAUCUUAUGGCCUACACCCAGCCUAAGGGCACAUUUUAUGUCCAACUGGAAGAUGACAUUCUCACGAAAAAAGGAUUUAUCAGUAUUAUUAAAAAUUUUGCUUUGGAGAAGACUGCGAAGAAAGAACAUAAUCAAUGGUUUGUUCUAGAUUUCUGUCAGCUUGGUUUUAUUGGAAAAAUGUUUAAAUCUGCUGAUCUCCCAUGGCUCAUUACUUUCUUUCAAAUGUUCUUUAACGAAAAACCAGUUGAUUGGUUGUUGUAUCACCUAAUAUACACAAAAGUUUGCAGUGUUGAAAAAGAUGCGAAAACAUGUAAGCAGGAAAUGUCGAAACUUUGGAUCCAUUAUAAACCAUCAUUGUUUCAGCAUAUUGGAACGACAUCAUCAUUGAAAGGGAAGGUACAAAAACUCAAGGACAAGCAGUUUGGAAAAAUACCUACCUUUCAUCCUCACAAUAACCCCCCUGCUAUUGUCAAAACAGGAAUUCAGCAUUACAAGUCGUACUCCAUCGCAAAGGCGUACACCGGAGAAAGUUUCUUUUGGGGAUUGAUGCCACAGCCAGGCGAUCUGAUCGAAUUCAAAUUCAAAGAACCAGUUGUUUUAAAAAGGUAUCUAUUUCGAAGUGGUAAUUUUGAACAACCUUCAGAUCGUUUCUAUAAUACUACCGUGGAAGUGUUGCCAUUUAAUUUACCUGAAGAUUCUCCUGUUUGGAGCAAUUACAAUACCACAACUGACGGUUUUCUCAUAAUCGGAAUUUUCAAUGACUUCGGAAUUGCUGAAGGAGUUGUUGAUUCUAAGAUAGGGGAACUAAAAGAACUGCGUUUACACGUUUACAGUGACAGUCAGAACUGGGUCAUAUUACGAGAGAUACUAUUGCAGGACAAUACUGUUCGGUGACGAAAGCGUUAUCGUAUCCUAGUCCAACCAAAUAGCAAUAAUUUAGAUACAAUGCAUGACUCUUCAAAACAUUGUAAAAUAUGUUUGCAGAAAAUUCAGCACGACUUGUCAACCCAUUAUAUAAUAUUGAACAAAACAUAAACAUAUUUUUCCAGUGUACUGUGAGGUAUUAGUUUUUUAGUUUCAGUUUUCGUGAUUUAUACAGAAGUGCUAUUUCAAAGUUACCAUGAUUGUUAAGUGAUUAGGGCAAUGUUAAAUUUGUGACGUACUAUAUGUAAACAUGCGAACAUAAUAUUAUGCAUAAAUGUCAAGUUCCAAGCAACGCUAGCUUAUAUAAAAAAACGAUGUUCUUACUU